Messenger RNA from Vollenhovia emeryi, 6310 nucleotides. RefSeq lists its product as uncharacterized. Bases 159 to 5615 code for a protein of 1818 amino acids. Lineage: Eukaryota; Metazoa; Arthropoda; Insecta; Hymenoptera; Formicidae. The transcript has 7 exons. Gene Ontology annotation, molecular function: protein serine/threonine kinase activity; ATP binding. The record is from RefSeq and is a predicted model, not a curated record. Gene Ontology annotation, biological process: protein phosphorylation.
CUGGAGCUCUUCGCGUUUAUCCGCUGCUAAGAGCACAGCGCAGUUCAGCCGUCCCCUCAAUUGACGCGUCGAUCGUUCCUUGCGAGCUCAAUCGUUCGUUAUUGUCCCCGAGCUAUUGUCAUUUGGUGUAAACAGAGUAUAAGGUGUAUAAAACAAAAAUGCCGUACUAUAACGAUGUCCCAUACUAUUACGGUGGAGGAGCUUACGCUAAUCACAGCUCACUAAUGACAGGCACGGCACGAACGCCCUUUCACACACCGCUGUCACGUUUCUCACCACAUUUGUCGACGAUUUCGGAAUCUCCGCUCAGUCAUCUGCAUCGUUUCUCGCCGAUCUCACUGAGAUCGGCGAGAAGAGUGAUCGACACGGCGGACAUCGAUGUCUCUUCGCCAAGGAUACUCUCGCAUGACAGACAUCUCCCUAGAAAUCGGCUGCGCCGCGAUCGGCCGACCAUUAAGAUUAGAUCGCAGGCUUUGAAAGACAAUCCGACAUUACGCGACCACAUUGAGAGACACGAGAAGUCGGUGGGCGAGCUUCUAAUGGAGAAGUUCUUUAUUAAGGACAAGAGGUCGGACGGUGACGGAGGCCAACAGGGAAUACGUUUGUAUCAUCAGAUCAAUUUAGAUCGUUUGGAGGAUCCUCAGGAGCGAGAUGCUACGCAGAAUCGAAUCACCCGCAGAUUCACGCGGCGCAGGUCUUCCGCUGACUUGCAGAUGGAUCCCGAGCAGAUACAACGGGAGGCUGCGUACGCGCAAGUACAGGCGAAGGUCUUAGACAGUCUCGUGGCUGAGGAGCAGGCGCAGAUCGAAGACGAGGCGCGUCGAGGUACUUUGAUACUCAGGAAGGGCACGACAGCGAGAGGGCCGAUCAUCGAGCGUUCCUAUUACGUGAACAACGAUUCCGACACGAUGACACAGGAGGAGGAGGAAGCGGCUGCGGCAAAGAUCAGGAAAGCCAUGAAGAAGACGAAAAAGAAAAAAAGACCGUCUGUCGAUAAAUCACCGUCGACCGAGAAGAUUGAUAACAGGCGGUCAAGCACUUCUAGUGAACUUUCCACCGACUCGCAGAUUAAGGAAAAUGAUGAGUCACGACCGCAGAUGUACAAGAUCGAGGCCUGUAACAGUGCCGGGGAUUUCUCCACGAUCUGGGUAAACACGAAUUCUGAGAAUGAUAGGCGCAAAUCGGCGGUCGAGCAGUUCAAAGAAAACGUGAAGCUGUCCGUUCCCAGGAGACUUGGAAAUGGGACGGAUGCUUCCUCAAACGAUACGGACGAAGCGGAGACGCAAGUCGUGUUAGCGGUACGUAAACCUUACGUUAAGGAUUCGUCUAGAAAUAGCGUGUAUCUGACAAUGAGAAAACCUACGGAGAAACUUAGCGAGAAGCUCGAUGAAGUCAACAAACUUAACGUGAAAGUCGAUGAGGAUCAAUUAACGAAUGGCUUUGUUGACGUCAAAAAUAAUAACCUUGGACGCAAUAUGGUGAAAGGUCCGACAGAUGAAAAUUCGGCGGAGUCAAAUUGCAAGGUUCAAACGGCAGGUGAUGUUAAUAAAGACAUUAAAGCGUUAAGAAAGUCGGUGUGUAAGUCAAAAAAGACGGAAUCCUUGGUUAAGAAAAAUGUUCAUUCCAUACCGAACGACGACUUGUGGGAUAAACAAGAACCCGUCUCAGCAACGAAGAGCGAUACGCGAGAAACUGUUAGCGGAGACCCAUUCUUGAAGAAAACCGAGACGGCUGAAGAUCUCGUACAUUUGAACGUUUCAACUGUUGUUUCGAACAUAUCGAAAAACGACUCACAAACGGAAUGUCUUCCAGGAGUAUCCGAAGACAUUUUCACCACGGACAUGAAGAAUAACGACAGUCAAGAGGCCCACAAAGUGCUUGAUGCUACAGAGAAGAUACUUGAACAUCUAGAAGCCGAUUUGACUAUCGAAACACCGGAAGAUCUUGCCGUAAAAAAUUCUGUCAUUUCCGUCGGAAGGGAUAAACUCGUGGCGGAAGAGGACAGGCCAGAGAUCUUGGCGUUGCCGCACGACGAGGGUACGAUGAGGCGAAGCGUAGUCGAGACCGAAGCUAGCGACAAUGUUGGUAAAACCAGAGCCAGCGGUGCGACGCUUACGACAAAUAGCGCGACCUGUCGUCUGCCAAAACUGUCUAAAAUUAAUACGGAUAGAAAUAAUGCCGUAGAAGCGCCAAAGCUUUCGUUACGAGGGACCGCAGAGUAUCUGGCGGACUCGCCGAAAAGUGACCAGGACGUCGUCGGGGCCGCGUUGCCGGAAAAGAAGGUGAACAAAACGUCGAACUUGGCGCAAGUUUCCUCUUUUAGUACCUCGGAGAGAACCAGCGGCGUAGACGCGGAUAAACCGGUUUUUAGAAUCAACGCGAUUCAACACGAUGACGCAGUCAAGUUGGAAGCGCAAGAGAUGACCUUGCACAAGGAAACAAACGACAAAGUGCGUAGCAAUGAAUAUUUUAAGGAGGCGAAAUUAGCGACGGAUGUUAAGCCAACAAAAGAUAUCGGUCUGACGAAAACAUUGAAAGGUAACGCGGAAAAGACUGACGGAAAUGUGCUAUUCUUAAAAACGAAUGAUUCAUCGAAGAUCGGAGCGAAGGUAAACGUCGCCGAGGCAACAGUUGAUGCGUCAAAAGAGGCAGAACUAUUGAAGACUGAUACGAUUAAAAAGAUUAAUCGUAUCGAUGUAGGAAAGGAUAUCUCGAGAGAUUUGUUCAGUCCUAAGAGCAAUGUGCCGAAGCUUAACAGCACAGAUUUGAAAUUUCGCUUCAAAUCGGAGACGCUUUUGAAAAACGAUGCAAACGAGAGCAACGUUGCGAUCUCGUCGAAGAUUGAAAAGGAUUCGGGCGCAUUUAAAACAAUGAAAAUCGGAAACGGCAAAUCAUUUUUUCACAACGAUACCAACGACGAAGCGAGAGCCUUGAAAAAAAGUAUUUCCGUUGACUCUUCGAAAUUGACGAACGAUUGUUCGUUGAAUAAAAUUCCCAAAGUUUUCCAACAAUCCAUGUCUAUUGAUGAAAAAGUCACGGACAAAGGUGUAUCUGUUAAGAAGACAUCAGAGCCGACGAAGUCUCUGAACAAAGUAACAGAAAAGAAACUAAUGAUGCACGACGCAAGCUGCGACCUUCAGGACGAAAAUAUAGUGUUAUCAAGAAGUGCUUCUACCGAGUCCAUUGAUUUUUGGAGCGAGAUCAAAGCACCGAGUAGUCCCGAAGCAGCGAGACCGAAGCAGCUGCAUGGAUUUUCUUCUCGUGAGGCAACGAUUCUUUCUCCAAUUUCCAAAGCUGAGGCAAAAAUAAACUCGAUAAAUUCGAAAUGGAAAGAUAACAAAAAAGAAUAUGAGAUCGACGUUAAAAUGAGCAUCGUAGGGCACGAAAAUUCAGAUCCAGUCAGAUCCAGUAACGUAGUCCUUGAAGAGGAGAAAGAAAAAAUUAUUUUAGGAUCUUUAAGUGCGAAAGAAGCGGACAUUGCGAAACCUGCAAAAGCAAUGGAAAUCAAGGAAAGCGUAGCGAAGACACCGCCGAAAAAGAAGAGAAACAUCUCUGUAGCAAUUGACAAUAAGGACACAACCUCGACCAUAAAACAAGCUUCGUUGGAGCGCAACGAUUCCGCUACUUCAGCAACUUCCGUGACUACUCCAGUCGAGGUUGCCAUACCGGUGAUAAAAAUAAUCGAAGCACCCAAGUUGCUCGAAGAGCCUGAUAAUCGGAAGGUCGAUGAGGAACACGAGGAUCCCAGCACUCCGACAAACGAACUGUCGCCCGAUAUCUCUUUGGUUAGGAAGAUCUCGAGGUGGAGCAAUCAGGACGAUUUGACGAACACCGACGACGUGGCAACUCCGCUCGCGUCAGAGGAGACCAGUCUGGCCGCCAGUCCUAGUAUCAGUCCACCGUCCUCCAAGACAAAGCGUGUGAUCAAAAAGAAGAAAGCAUCGACCAAGAAAACACCGUCGGAAAAGAAGGAGAGGGGACCAAAGGAGAGUCGUGGCAAUGAAUUAACAACGACGACGAGUCAACAGAAUACGCUUACAGCCCAACUCGUUCCUGAGAAGCAACAUCCAGCAAAGCUUUCUCAAAAAACGUCUCCCAAGACUAGCCCAAAGAAUACACCCUUGCAACGCCCACUCGAUCUCAUAAAGAUUUUCUACACAACGCCAUCCGCAUUGCUCACGGCUACGCCGCGGGAUCUCUCCAAGGUCAGAAGGGCGAAGAUUAAGAGAAGACGGCAUCAUUCGCGCACACCGUCUAUCAGUAGCGACAGCACCGGAAGUACGACGAGCACCGCUACGACAGGGAGUACGGACGAGAACGGCUCGACCCGCGUCGAGCUGGACGAGGAUUCUGAACAUAAGAGAAUGAAUUCAACGAGGAGCAACGAUUCCGGAUUCGAUGGUUCACCGAGAAUCUCGAAUUGUGACAUGGCUUGCCACAAGAAAUGCGAAAAACUGACAGGAAACCUAUGUGGAUUGAAUCAGAAGCUAGUCGCCGAAGCAUUGCAAGCUCUGAAGAGAACACCAUCACAGUCGUCGGACAGUCAGAGUCGGAACUCGGAUUCUUCGGAUCAUUUUCCGAGUGGUCGAAUAACUCCACCGGCGACAAAUCUACCCAGAUUCAAGAAAUAUAUGGUGACAGAUUUUAAUUUUCUCAAAGUUUUGGGUAAAGGCAGUUUCGGUAAAGUAUUGCUGGCAGAGUUACGCGGCACUGAAUGCUUGUACGCCGUAAAAUGUUUGAAAAAAGACGUCGUUCUCGAGGAUGACGAUGUCGAGUGCACAUUAAUCGAGAGGAAAGUCCUCACGUUGGCGACAAGGCAUCCGUAUCUUUGUCACCUGUUUUGCACCUUCCAAACCGACUCACAUCUCUUCUUUGUUAUGGAAUACCUGAAUGGGGGUGAUCUAAUGUUCCACAUACAGAAAUCUGGCCGAUUCCCCGAGACACGAGCGCGUUUUUACGCCGCUGAGAUUUGGUCUGGAUUGAACUUCCUGCACAAGAAGGGUAUCGUCUACCGAGACCUCAAACUUGACAAUGUAUUACUCGACUUUGAAGGCCACAUUAGAAUCGCGGACUUCGGCAUGUGUAAACUUCAGAUCUUCUUGGAUAGAACGGCCGACACAUUCUGCGGUACGCCAGAUUAUAUGGCACCAGAGAUAAUAAAAGGACUUAAGUACAAUCAGGCUGUAGAUUGGUGGUCGUAUGGCGUUCUGCUGUAUGAGAUGUUAACUGGUCAAUCGCCGUUUUCUGGAUGUGACGAGGACGAGUUGUUUUGGAGUAUUUGCAACGAACGGCCGUUCAUACCUCGAUAUCUGAGUCAAGAGGCUACUGAUAUACUCAUCUGUUUGUUGGAGAAGGAUUCUGGGAAGCGGCUACCUGCUCACGAAAUAGCUGUGCAUGCUUUCUUUCAGCAUUUGCCUUGGGAUCGAUUGGAGAGAAGACAAUUGGAACCACCGUUUAAGCCUGCGCUUGACCACACCUUAGACACGAAGUACUUCGACACAGCAUUCACAACUGAACGUCCGAGGCUUACGCCAGUGCCUGAGCAGAUUUUGACUUCGAUGGAUCAAGGUGUUUUUCGCGGAUUCUCUUAUACCAAUCCAAAUGCGACCGAUUGAUAUGUGACAACUGAAUGAACGUGUAAUGUUUCUGACGGAACAGUAUCCGUCGUUUCUAACGUUUUUGUGCCAUAUAAUACAGAAGAGAACGUAUCUUGUUGGCUUGUAUAAAAGUAAUUAUUGUUUUAUAUAUUUAAAACGAGCGACGUUACUAUACAAAGUCAACAUAAUACGCAUAAAUCACAUCUUAAGAAUACUCGUAUGAACUACAAAGUAGAAAUUGCACGCGAUAUGUAAUGUUUCUUGCCUCAACAUGUAAUGAGAUGUAAUAUUACGUUCUAGGAAAUGUGUAAACACACACACACACAUAUAUUCACAAACAAAAUUUUCUAUAUUAUAUACAGGGUGUCCCGAAAUUCGUGAAUUAAAAUAGCAUAGCAACAAAGUUGUCGAAAAAGUAAAUUAAGAAAGUAUUGUCAUUUUUCGUUUCAAGCAGUAUUUUUUAAAUAAAUAAGUUUAAUUGAAUUACUUAAUCUAAAAAAUACCGCUCAAAGCGAAAACUGGCAAAUGCUUUCUUAAUUUAUUUUUUCGAUAACGUUCUUGCUAUGGUAUUUUGAUUCACGAAUUUCUGGACACCCAGUAUAUGUGUGCAUAUACAGGGUGAGUCACAACAUUUCUGCCAGAACUCGUGAGAAGAUAGAACGGAUCGAGAUGAACAGAAAAGUCCUGUACCAUUUGCAAUUUUCGCAAUAGUU